AUGGAGCCAAAACGUGUACUCAGAAGCACCUCGGAGUUCAUCUCUUCCCACAGGCCCUGCAGGAUUAUGGCUGAUAAGACCCAGGAGGCUGGUGGCGUCCACUUCCCGUUUCCCUUCACACCAUAUGCCAUCCAGAAAGACUUCAUGGCAGCGCUGUACCAGGUGCUGGAGGCUGGCAAGAUUGGGAUAUUUGAGAGUCCAACCGGCACCGGAAAAUCCCUAAGUCUCAUCUGCGGGGCCCUCUCCUGGCUCCGCGACUUUGAACAGAAGAAACGCCAAGAGGAGGAGCGUCUGCUGGGGGCUGGAGCCCCCGCCUCGAACGAGGGGCUGGCCCCAGCCCUGCGUCUCCCACCCUCCUGCCAGGGGAGCCCAGGCACCCCAGAGGCCACUGGAGAGCCCGACUGGAUCACUCAGUUUGUGCAGAAGAAGGAAGAAAGGGACUUGGUGAACCGAUUGAAGGAGGAGCAGGUCCGGAGGAAGAAGCGAGAAGAGCGCCUGCAGCAGAUCCGUCACAACACAAAGCUCCGGUUCGUGGCCAAGCGCAUGAGACAGGAAGAUGAGGAAACAGAGCGUCUGCUCCGGCUCAGCAGUGAGAUGCUGGCCACAGGCACAGAGCCCGAGCAGGUGGCCUCUGGGGAGGAGGAGCUGGUCCUCGCGGAGUAUGAGAGUGACGAGGAGAAAGGAGUGCCCAGUGGAGUGGACGUGGAUGAGGAUGACCUGGAUGAAGAACACGUAACGAAGAUUUACUACUGCAGCCGGACGCACUCCCAGCUGGCCCAGUUCGUUCACGAGGUGCAGAAGAGCCCCUUCGGCCAGGACACCCGGCUGGUCUCCCUGGGCUCUCGGCAGAACCUGUGUGUCAAUGGGGACGUGAGGAAGCUGGGUUCGGUGCAGCUGAUCAAUGACCGCUGUGUGGAGAUGCAGAGAAGCAAGCAUGAGAAGAAGAGCAUCACCGAGGACGAGGAGCCCAGGAAGAGGAGGCGGAGGCAGGAGCCGAGGGCCACCUGCCCCUUCUACAGCCACGAGCGGCUGCAGCUCCUCCGGGACGAGGUCCUGGCGGGGGUGAAGGACGUCGAGCAGUUAGUGGCCCUGGGCGAGGAGGCUCAGGCCUGUCCCUACUACGGGGGCCGGUUCGCCAUUCCCGCAGCCCAGCUGGUGGUGCUCCCCUAUCAGAUGCUGCUGCACGCGCCCACCCGCCAGGCGGCGGGGAUCCGGCUGCAGGGCCAGGUGGUGGUCAUCGACGAGGCCCACAACCUCAUCGACACCAUCACCAGCAUCCACAGCGUGGAGGUCAGAGGUUCCCAGCUCUGCCAGGCCCACAACCAGCUGCUCCAGUACACGGAACGAUACAGGAAGCGCCUGAAGGCCAAGAACCUGAUGUACAUCAAGCAGCUCCUGUACCUGCUGGAGAAGUUCGUGGCUGUGCUGGGCGGGAACAUUAAGCAAAAUCCCAACAUGCAGAGCCUCUCGCAGGCAGGGACAGAGCUGAAGACCAUCAACGACUUCCUCUUCCAGAGCGAGAUCGACAACAUCAACCUGUUCAAGGUGCGGCGCUACUGUGAGAAGAGCAAGAUCAGCAGAAAGCUCCUUGGCUUCACAGAGAGGUACGGGGCAGUCCUGUUGCCCUCUGUGGAGCAGCCCAAACUGUCCGGCUUCCAGGACUUCCUGCAGAGCCUGCAGCCCGGGGCGUCAGCCGCCCCUGCCGCCCCUGCGGAGGCCGGGGAGGACCGGUCACCGCGGCCUACUUCCCCGCUGAUGCACGUCGAAGGCUUCCUCGAGGCUCUCACCACCGCCAACCAGGACGGCCGGGUCAUCCUGAGCCGCCAAGGUAGCCUCAGCCAGAGCAGCCUCAAAUUCCUGCUCCUGAACCCAGCUGUGCACUUCGCCCAGGUGGUGAAGGAAUGCCGAGCGGUGGUCAUUGCCGGGGGCACCAUGCAGCCGGUGUCCGACUUCCGGGAGCAGCUGCUGGCUGGUGCCGGGGUGGAAGCGGAGCGCGUGGUGGAGUUCUCCUGUGGUCAUGUGAUCCCUCCAGAUCACAUCCUGCCCCUCAUCAUCUGCAGCGGGCCUUCCAACCAGACGCUGGACUUCACGUAUCAGAAGAGGGGGCUGCCUCAGAUGAUGGACGAGACGGGCCGCAUUCUCUGUAACCUGUGCAACGUGGUGCCGGGAGGGGUGGUCUGCUUCUUCCCCUCCUACGAGUACCAACACCAGGUCUGCGCCCACUGGGAGAAGAGUGGCCUGCUGGCCCGCCUGACCAUCAGGAAAAAGAUAUUUCAGGAGCCCAAGAGAGCAAAUAAGGUGGAGCAGGUGCUGCUGGAGUAUUCCAGGUGCAUCAAGCACUGCGGCCAGGGCCAGGCCCGGGGCACGGAGACGGGCGCCCUGCUGCUCUCCGUGGUCGGGGGAAAGAUGAGUGAAGGCAUCAAUUUCUCUGACGACCUUGGGCGAUGUGUGGUCAUGGUGGGCAUGCCUUACCCCAACAUCAUGUCUCCAGAGCUGCAGGAGAAGAUGGCUUACCUGGACCAGACGCUUCCCAGAGCCCCAGGCCAGGCCCGCCCCGGGAAGGUGCUGGUGGAGAACCUGUGCAUGAAGGCUGUCAACCAGUCCAUAGGCAGGGCCAUCAGGCACCAGAAGGACUUUGCCAGCAUAGUGCUCCUGGACCAACGGUACGCCUCCCCGGCCAUCCAGGCCAAGCUGCCGGCCUGGAUCCGGGACCGCGUGGAGGUCAAAGCCACCUUUGGCCCUGCCUUUGCUGCUCUGCGGAAGUUCCAUCGAGAGAAAGCUGGCCUUUCCUGA
This is a messenger RNA of Rangifer tarandus platyrhynchus (Svalbard reindeer), 2793 nucleotides long. NCBI's taxonomy places the organism in Eukaryota, Metazoa, Chordata, Mammalia, Artiodactyla, Cervidae. The record is from the annotation of a GenBank genome assembly.